Molecule: messenger RNA, 399 nt
Organism: Temnothorax curvispinosus
Lineage: Eukaryota; Metazoa; Arthropoda; Insecta; Hymenoptera; Formicidae
Product: AT-rich interactive domain-containing protein 2-like
Exons: 2
Coding region: 181-399 (72 amino acids)
Cellular component (GO): SWI/SNF superfamily-type complex
Molecular function (GO): DNA binding
Source: RefSeq, a predicted model, not a curated record
CAGCAGCAGCAGCAGCAGCAGGACGCUUCACGCGUCGUAAAUGUGCCCCCGUGCGCGUCCAUGUGCUGCACCUCCUUCUGCUUCUCUGCCCGCUGCCCCUGCGUGCCCUGUAAGCCCGGAGCACACCACCACCCCGACUAGCACGCCGCCCGCACUCGCGCGCACUUUGUACCCGCGAACAUGGCCAAGAUCCUCAACAAGGACCCCGUCACGUACGAGAAGGAGAGGGAGAACUUCCUCAAGGACCUCCGACACUUCCACGAGACCCGAGGGACUCUCUUCAAGAAGUCACCGAAGAUAAAUGGGAAGGAUAUAGAUCUGUAUUUGCUGUAUGUGGUGGUGACCGCUCAUGGAGGAUGGAUUAAGGUGAGUGUCUUUAUUUAUAUUUUGUCAAACUGA